CCUUUUCACUUCUACCCACACGAAUAAAAUGACUGUAAUGUGUCAGCAGCGUGGACUGGUUUGAGUCUAAAAGGGAAGAAGAAAAAAAAAGUUAUUUCGGAGUCACCUGCCAGCAUCUAAAGGAGAGAAUUGUACUGUCUGUCUCCCUGCCUCUUCCCUCUCUUCUCCCUCAUCUCCUGCUCUCUGUGCUUCUCCCUCCCUCACUGCAUUUUUCCCAGGCUGAGGCGUCCAUGGACCCUCUGGCUCCGCUGCUUUCGUCAGUGACUUGGAGCGCACUGAGAACUUUGUGAACUCCCCGUGUUUGGAGCGGGAAGGGAGAGGAAGGGGAGCAGUUGAUGGGACGCAGCCCGGCAGCAGCAGCAGGCUCCUCUGGAGACGGCAUCAGGACUCUCAGCUGGAGAUAAUCCACCCCACCCCACCCCUACCCCAACCCCACCCCACCCCACCUCGGGUCAUGGCAAGACAGCGCCUCAGCCUCCUAACCCCCCUGGCUCUGCUGGGACUCCUCGUGGGGCUCGCAGACCUCGGCCACGGCUCCGCCGGCGAGGAUGAGGAUUACUACAUGCAGGAGCUGCUGACAAGAGAACAGUACAACAAGGUCCAAGUGCUGGAGAAGCCUGUGGCCUCAAUACCUGACAGGCAUGAGCACCCCAACCAAAACCCUGCCAAGAAAGUGCCCAAGGGAAAGGCAGACAGCAGCAGGCAGAUGGAUAAAGCUACAGCUGAUGCCAAAUCAGCGAAAACACCCAACAAAAAGGCAGAGAAGAACAAGAAGAGUGCUCUGAAGACUCCAAACAGCAUCUCAGAGGGAGGACAGUACAGCUCAAUGAAAGAAGAAUGCCCUCCCAUGGGACUGGAGACUUUGAAGAUUGACGAUUUCCAGCUUCACGCUUCAACUACGAAACGCUACGGCCUCGGUGCACACAGAGGUCGUCUUAAUAUUCAGGCAGGCCUUUACGAAGAUGACCUCUAUGACGGGGCCUGGUGCGCCGGGAGAGAUGACCCACUGCAGUGGUUUGAGGUGGAUGCCAGGAGGCUGACAAAGUUCACAGGGGUCAUCACACAAGGCAGGAGCUCCCUCUGGUCAAGUGACUGGGUGACCUCGUACAAGGUCAUGGUGAGCAAUGACAGUCACACAUGGGUAACUCUGAAGAACGGCACAGAGGACUUGAUCUUCAGGGCCAACAGGGAAAAGGAGAUCCCAGUCCGGAACAUCUUCCCUGCGCCGGUGGUUGCCCGAUACAUCAGAGUCAACCCUCGCUCCUGGUUUAACAGCGGCAGCAUCUGCAUGAGAGUGGAGAUCCUUGGCUGUCCUAUGCCAGAUCCAAAUAAUUAUUACCACAGACGCAAUGAAGUCAUAACAACAGACGACUUGGACUUCAGACAUCACGGCUACAAAGAGAUGAGGCAGCUCAUGAAAGUGGUAAAUGAGAUGUGCCCCAACAUCACCAGGAUCUAUAACAUAGGAAAGAGCCACAGUGGCCUCAAGCUGUAUGCCAUAGAGAUUUCUGACAACCCAGGAGAGCAUGAAGUUGGUGAACCGGAGUUUCGUUACACCGCAGGUUCCCAUGGUAACGAGGUGCUGGGACGAGAGCUGCUCCUCCUGCUGAUGCAGUUCAUGUGUCUGGAGUAUCUGUCUGGCAACCAGCGGAUACGUCACCUGGUGGAAGAGACCAGGAUCCAUCUAUUGCCAUCUGUCAACCCCGAUGGGUACGAGAAAGCCUUUGAAGUGGGUUCAGAGCUCAGUGGCUGGUCUCUAGGUCGAUGGAGCAAUGAUGGAAUAGACAUUCACCAUAACUUCCCCGACCUCAACUCCAUACUGUGGGAAGCUGAGGCCAAGAAGUGGAUCCCUCGCAAAAUGUUCAACCACCACGUGCCCAUCCCAGAGUGGUACCAGUCAAAAAAUGCCUCAGUUGCUGUGGAGACGCGGGCUCUCAUAGCAUGGAUGGAGAAGAUGCCCUUCGCGCUGGGUGGUAACCUCCAGGGAGGGGAGCUGGUGGUGACCUUCCCCUACGACAAAACUCGCUCCCAGGGGGUGACCAGGGAGCAGACCCCCACCCCGGAUGACCACGUCUUCCGCUGGCUGGCCUUCUCCUACGCAUCCACCCACCGCCUGAUGACUGAUGCCAACCGACGGGUCUGCCACACAGAGGACUUCGCCAAGGAGGACGGCACCAUCAACGGAGCGUCCUGGCACACUGCGGCUGGCAGUAUGAAUGAUUUCAGCUAUUUGCACACCAACUGCUUCGAGUUGUCGAUGUACGUGGGUUGUGACAAAUUCCCUCACGAGAGCGAACUGCCUGAGGAGUGGGAGAACAAUCGCGAGUCUCUUCUCGUCUUCAUGGAGCAGGUGCAUCGAGGGAUCAAAGGUGUAGUGAGGGACCUGCAAGGUCGCGGGAUACCUAACGCCAUCAUCUCUGUGGAGGGCAUCAGCCAUGAUAUUCGCACAGCUGCUGACGGCGACUACUGGCGCUUGCUGAACCCCGGAGAGUACAGAAUAACAGCCAGGGCCGAGGGCUACAGCCUCUCCAGCAAGAAGUGCGAGGUGGGCUACGAGAUGGGCGCCACCAGGUGCGACUUCACCAUUGGCCGCACCAAUCUGUCACGAAUCAAAGAGAUAAUGGAAAAAUUCAACAAGCAGCCCAUCAGAUUGCCCAUCAGGCAGCCCCAAGCUCGCAGGUCCAGAGAACGACGUCUGGGAACAUAAUGACUGUAUGAGGAAAACCGGAGGGAGAAUUAAAAACAAACAUCUGCUCUGAUCAGACUGGGGUGAACUCCAGGCCUGGGUUUGGACCUCUGUCAGAUUCCUCCACAGUGCUGUCAGUGAAAUUAGUGUUAAGAGGUUGAAAAUGUGGAUUAAUUUAAACUGGAUGCUUUAUUUGUUUUUUUGUUUAUUUUGGUUUCGUCCCCAGGCAUAAGCUGUCUCUGUGGUCGCUGUUGUCAUCUCAACUUUUCUUGAUAUCCACUGUAAACAUAAAAGUAUCUCAUUCUGUCAAGGGCUAUGUUUGUUCAACCCCCUUUUUUCAGUCUGUAAGAAACAUUAACACACCUACCAUCAUUCCUUGUGACAUCAGCUAUAAAUACUGGCAUGACAGAUAAUGGAACAUAAUCAAUUUAGAACUUAUUUUUUUAAAUAAAAGAAAAUUGAAAUACAAACUACAGAUGCAAUACUAUAUGUCUUAGUUUCUGAUUUUAGCCACUCAGAGGAAUGGCAAUGAUUGUCUUUAUGUAUAUACUUAUUAACUUAUGUAACACAGUUAUCUAAACCAUUACAAAAACUUUAUUACCUGCACUUGUACAAUUUUUGUCCGUUAAAGAACUUGUGGACACAGUGACCUUCUGCAUGUCACUGAUUAGUAUUUUUAUGAACUUUGCUUCUGGAAAGUUAUUAAAUAAAGACUAAGUUUGCACAAAUUGAAUUUCUUUAGCUGCUCAUGUGGUAGUGUGUGGAUUUUACUUGUGGUGAGCAUCCUGGAAAUCUAUCAGUCAAACUCUAUUUUUACUGCACUUUUCCUACAAAUUGCUGCGGUUCAAAGUGGCUGCAUAUGGAUGUGUGACAAUACGGAUUUACUUUAAUUACCAAAUAAUUUCCAAGAUGUUUCCUGGAGAAAACUGCAGAAUGUAAUAUGGUACUAAUUAUAAAGAAAACAGUGUUCAGUUGGUACACAUUCACAUUCAGAAUUAAUUCCAAUUAAUGGGGCAACCUAGAAAGUCUUUUGAACACAGGCUGCCAGCUAAAUACGCAAAAAUGUGAAAUGCAUAAAAGCUGGAAAUGUUCAUUUAAAAGCAAGCAUGUAUGACAAUAUUCUUCAUCUUAUUCAAGUAUCAUUAGGAAAUUAACAACCCAUAAACUAAAGUAUUAUCAUGGAAUGCAUAACAUAUUUUAUUUGCACAUUACUUUCAUGAGAGGUGGAUAUGAUGAAAACACAACAUAUGUAUACAGGACAUAUAUAAAUUAUAUGUGUAAAUAAAUUCAGUUUUAAGUCACGCAUCUCUUUCAAGGCUAAACACGGCUUUGGGUGCAAGACACCAUGAAUAAGUCAUCAUUCCUUCACAGUGCUAACACAUAUUGACAGAUGAACACCUGCCCUCAAAUCAAAGGGCAGCAACAAGGGAACUGAUUUUUUUUUUUUUUUUUUUUUAAGUGUUUGCUGUCACAAAGUUUUUGGUUAUUUGCUAUAGUGAUUGCUAUCAAAAUUAUCUCUGAUUUUACAUUCCUCCCUGCUCAACUGAACAUCCCUAAUGGAAAAAAUAAACUCUAUUACAUUCCCAUA
Messenger RNA from Lates calcarifer (barramundi perch), 4274 nucleotides. It is a transcript of the gene cpxm2, whose product is annotated as carboxypeptidase X (M14 family), member 2. Gene Ontology annotation, molecular function: metallocarboxypeptidase activity; zinc ion binding. The record is from RefSeq and is a predicted model, not a curated record. Gene Ontology annotation, biological process: proteolysis. The transcript is spliced from 14 exons. Bases 455 to 2707 code for a protein of 750 amino acids. Lineage: Eukaryota; Metazoa; Chordata; Actinopteri; Centropomidae.